AUGGCGCACCGGGUGGACAACGAGUACGACUACCUCUUCAAGAUCGUGCUCAUCGGCGACUCCGGCGUCGGCAAGUCCAACAUCCUCUCCCGCUUCACCCGCAACGAGUUCUGCCUCGAGUCCAAGUCCACCAUCGGCGUCGAGUUCGCCACCCGAACCCUCCAGAAACCUAAGGGUAAACGGUUUUCAGAGGAAAAGAAGCUUAUAGAAGGAAAGACUGUGAAGGCACAGAUAUGGGACACGGCUGGUCAGGAGAGAUACCGUGCAAUUACUAGUGCAUAUUACAGGGGUGCUGUUGGAGCCCUCCUAGUCUUUGACAUAACAAAGAGGCAGACCUUCGACAAUGUUCAGAGGUGGCUCCGUGAGCUCCGGGAUCAUGCAGAUGCCAACAUUGUUGUCAUGAUGGUUGGGAACAAGUCAGACUUAAACCACUUAAGAUCGGUUCCCGAGGAAGACAGCCAAGCAUUCUCUGAGAAAGAAGGUCUGUCGUUCCUUGAGACAUCUGCACUGGAGGCAAUCAAUGUGGAGAAGGCAUUCCAUACUGUGCUGAGUGAAAUUCACCAGAUUGUAAGCAAAAAAGCACUUGCAGCACAGGAGUCUGCUGCUGCCAACGGCCGUUCGAUGCAAGGAACGACUAUUAACGUUGCUGAACCAUCCGCCAACGCAACAGGUUCUUGCUGUUCCAGUUGA
Molecule: messenger RNA, 690 nt
Organism: Triticum turgidum subsp. durum (durum wheat)
Lineage: Eukaryota; Viridiplantae; Streptophyta; Magnoliopsida; Poales; Poaceae
Source: the annotation of a GenBank genome assembly